Molecule: messenger RNA, 3244 nt
Organism: Phaethon lepturus (White-tailed tropicbird)
Lineage: Eukaryota; Metazoa; Chordata; Aves; Phaethontiformes; Phaethontidae
Product: G-protein coupled receptor 98-like
Exons: 12
Biological process (GO): negative regulation of adenylate cyclase activity; cell communication
Cellular component (GO): membrane
Molecular function (GO): G protein-coupled receptor activity
Source: RefSeq, a predicted model, not a curated record
GUCUUAAAUUUGCAUGCUAUUGAUGAUGACAUUCCGGAGCUAAAUGAGUAUUUCCGUGUGACAUUAGUCUCUGCAGUGUCUGGAGAUGGAAAACUAGGUUCGACUCCUACCAGUGGAGCAAGUAUAGACCCAGAAAAAGAAACUACUGAUAUCAGCAUCAAAGCCAGUGACCACCCAUAUGGUAAUGAAGAUGGGGAUGGUCUACUACAGUUCUCUGUGGGGCCACCUCCUCAGCCAGGUGAUGAAAUGAUUCUGACAGCCUCUGCUCUGCCUCAUAUUACAAUUAAAGAAGAAGUUGGACACAUCAGAUUACUGGUAGUUCGUGCACAAGGCCUUCUUGGAACAGUUCUGGUGGAAUACAGAACAGUGUCACUUACAGCUUUCAGUCCUAAAGAUUAUCAGGCUGUUGUGGGCACGCUGGAAUUUCAGCCAGGAGAAAGAUACAAGUACAUUACUGUUAACAUCACUGAUAAUUCUAUUCCUGAAUUAGAAAAGACUUUUAAAGUGGAGCUGUUGAACCCAGAGGGAGGAGUUGCUGAGCUCUUUAGAAAUGAUGGCAGUGGUAGUGGUGAUGGGAACAUGGAUUUCUUCCUUUCAACUGUCCAUCAACAUGCUAGCUUGGGAAUUGCAUCCCACAUCCUUGUGACUAUUGAGGCCUCUGAUGAUGCUCAUGGUGUGUUUGAGUUCAGUACUGAGUCACUCUCGGUAAAUGGAACUGAGCCUGAAGAUGGAGAUAGCAACAUCGUGCUGCAGGUUGUGAGAACCCAUGGGGCCUUGUCUCAGGUGACACUGCAUUGGAUCAUAGUCUGUGAUCUUACUGAAGACCUGAUCUCUACAGAUGGGAACCUAACAUUUGAUGUUGGCCAAACGAGAGCAAAUGUUACAGUACAGGUUUCUCCUGAUGAUGUUCCUGAAUUGGAUAAGGUGUUUUCAGUUUUGAUCAUCAAUGUCUCCAAUGGUCGUCUUGGAAAUCAUACUAAUGCAACAUUAACUAUUUUAGCUAAUGAUGAUCCAUAUGGAGUCUUCAUCUUUUCUGAGCAAAACAGACCAAUAAAAGUUGAGGAAGAAACAAAAAAUAUCUCCCUGACAAUAAUAAGGUGUGGUGGUCUCUUUGGGACAGUGAUGAUAACAUACAGAACUAUUGGUGAUGAUGAAAAUUCUCCCUUUCUUCCACCUGAUGUUGUUAGAGCAAUACAGGGAAAAGAUUAUAUACCCAUUACAGGUUACAUAAUCUUCGCAGCCAAUGAAAGUGAGGCCACAAUAUUUUUGCCUAUUUUGGAUGAUGACGAUCCUGAGAGGUCCGAGUCUAUUUUUGUGGAGCUAAGCAGUAUUGUUUUGAUUGAGAAAGUACAGGAUCGGCCAAUUGUAAAUUCUCCUCGACUUGGAGUAGUGGGUGAAACAACAGCUCAUGUAAUUAUCAAUGCCAAUGACGAUGCUUUUGGAACACUUCAGCUUUCAGCUUCAACUGUGCGAGUUGCUGAAAAUUAUGUUGGGCCAAUCAUUAAUGUGACCAGAACUGGGGGAUUAUUUGCAGAUGUUUCUGUGAAAUUUAAAGCUAUGCCAAUAACUGCAACAGCUGGCGAGGACUACAGUGUAGCCUCAUCAGAUGUUGUCUUACUAGAAGGAGAAACAAGUAAAGCUGUGCCAAUUUAUAUUAUUAAUGAUAUCAAUCCUGAAGUUGAGGAGUCAUUCUAUGUUCAGCUGCUGAAUCAAACAACAGGAGGAGCCUUGCUUGGAUCUUUGACUAGGGCGAUCAUAACUAUUGAGGUUUCUGAUGACCCAUUUGGAUCCUUUGUUUUUCAGAUUACCGAAUUCACUGUGGAGGAGCCUGAAUUUGGAUCAGUAACUAUAAAUCUGCCAAUAAUCCGCAAUGCUGGGACACUUGGUAAUGUUACUGUUGAGUGGGUUGCUACCAUUAAUGGACAACCUGCGGAUGCUGACAUGCAGGUCACCUUGGGUAAUAUUACUUUUGCCCCUGGUGAAGCCAUUCAGAUGUUGCUGUUGGAAAUCUUGGCUGAUGAUGUUCCAGAAAUAGAAGAAAUUGUCCGUGUAGAAUUAACUCAAGCCUCCAGUGGUGGUGCUAUUGGGUUAGAUGGCGUGGCAAAUAUUAUAAUACCUGCCAAUGAUAAUCCUUAUGGCACAAUUUUCUUUCAUCAAUCAUUAUAUCGAAUUCAAGAGCCACUAGAAAGAAAUUUACUUGCAAAUAUAACAGUCAGGCGAAGUGGGGGAAGGUUUGGUCAGCUGCAGAUAUUUUACAGCACUUCUGAGAUUGACAUCAUAGCUCUUGCCAUUGAGCAAGGUCAGGAUAUCCUGGCCUGUUAUGAGUCUCCUGUGCAAGGAAUUUCUGACCAACCACCCAAGACCAGAGUGAAUGUGUCGGCAGCAAGUGACCCACUGUCUGCCUGUGCAACUCAGUGCCUAAAAGAACAAGCGUGUUCAGCCUUCACGUUUUCCAGUGCCUCUGAGAUUCCUCUCUGCCUGUGGCUGGCAUCGGAGGUCAGCCCAUUGACUAACACUUCAGGAUUCUGGACCUACAAGAAAAACAUCACCAGUGCAUCUGCUCUCUUUAGCACACAAGCCAUCGCUGGUAGUGAUUAUGAAUCUAUUACAAGACAGUGGGCCAUAAUGCAGGAAGGGGAAGAGUUUGCAGAUCUCACAAUUACCAUAUUCCCUGACAGUCUGCCAGAGUUGGAUGAGAAAUUCACUAUAUCCCUUUUGAAAGUUGAACUAAUGAACGUCUCAGCCAGCUUAAAAAAUCAACCAACUAUAGGACAGCCAAAUACUUCCACAGUUAUCAUAAUGAUGAAUGGAGAUGCAUUUGGAGUAUUUAAGAUCUACAGCGUAAGUCCCAAUGCGACAGAGAAAGGUCUGUAUAUUGAAGUAGAAGAACGUCCUCAGACCAACGUGCAGCUAAUGAUACAUAGAACAGAAGGCAGCCUGGGACAGGUGACAGUGGAAUGGCGUGUGGUUGGUGGAACUGCUACCCCAAACUUGGAUUUUGUAGGUGUUGGUGAGACUCUGGUGUUCGCUGAAGGGGAAACAAAAAAGAUGGUCAUGCUGACCAUUUUAGAUGAUCCAGAGCCAGAGGAUAAUGAAAGUAUCAUAAUCAGCCUGGUCCAUACUGAAGGAGGGAGUCGGAUUCUGCCCAGUUUUGACACUGUCACAGUGAUUAUUCUGGCAAGUGACAACGUGGCAGGAAUUAUUAGCUUCCAGACGGCCUCAAGAUCUGUUAUUGGUCAUGAAG